UCUUCUCGUACAUAAAUAAGUCUUAUUAAAUUUAUAAAAUAAAAAGAAAGAGCCAAAAAUACACCUAAAAGGGAUAAAAGAAUGCAUGAAAAUAGUUGAACAAACAUUAUUCAGAAUUCACACCAACCAAACUGCAAAGUCCAAAUGCCAAGCUUUCAUGUUGCCCACUUUCCAAUUCCCAAUUCUUAAUUUCAUCACUUAUCUUAUGACCAUUUCACCCUUCUCUCUCUCCCUUUUAAUACCUCUUCACGUUCUCACAAACCCAUUCUCAAAACUCAUACCAUAACAACGACAACAUCAUCAUUCUCGAAGCUCCAAAUUCAACCAUGUCGAAAGGAGGAAAACUAACCAAGCUGAAGUCAGUGCUCAAGAAAUGGAACUCCUUCAGCAGCAAACAGACCCAAGCCACCAUCACCUCCGUAGCCAGCGACGGUGACUCCUCGUCGCUCCGCCCCGUGUACGUUGGGAAGACGCGGCGGCAGUACCUGGUGAGCGCGGAGGUUGUCGGACACCCGCUGUUCCGGGAGCUGGUGGACAGGUCCCGCGACAGCAGCUCGGAGGAGGAGGAGGACAGCAUCAACGUGGCGUGCGAGGUUGUUCUGUUCGAACACUUGCUCUGGAUGCUCCACAACGCCGAUCCUCAACCUGAGUCGCUGGACGAACUCGCCGAUUUUUACGCCUGCUGAUUGUUCAUGCCUCGGUAACACAUGAGAGCGUGCAAGUGAAAACGUUUUUCAAAUUAAAUUGCCACUGUAAUUGUGAAUUUGUGCUUGUGUAUGCUGUUGAUCUUCAUCAACCAUAACAAAAUAUUUUAAUUUUAACAAUCAUAGAUAUGAGA
Vigna angularis (adzuki bean) is the source of this 838-nucleotide messenger RNA. RefSeq names its product auxin-responsive protein SAUR76. The coding region runs from base 327 to 686 and encodes 119 amino acids. Lineage: Eukaryota; Viridiplantae; Streptophyta; Magnoliopsida; Fabales; Fabaceae. The record is from RefSeq and is a predicted model, not a curated record. Gene Ontology annotation, biological process: response to auxin. The transcript has a single exon.